Molecule: messenger RNA, 1017 nt
Organism: Cutaneotrichosporon cavernicola
Lineage: Eukaryota; Fungi; Basidiomycota; Tremellomycetes; Trichosporonales; Trichosporonaceae
Exons: 4
Coding region: 1-1017 (338 amino acids)
Source: RefSeq, a predicted model, not a curated record
AUGCCCCUCCUCUUGACAAGCUUGAUCAACGUGACAGGAGAGUUCCUGUAUCCCGCCUAUUGCAGCUACAAAGCCCUUGCGCGGCGACAGGGUGGCGCUAUAGCAGGCGACGCCGAACUGGAACGCUGGCUCCAAUACUGGGCGCUCGUGGGCGCAUGGACAGCCCUCGAGGGUGCAGUAGGAUGGAUCCUAAGCUGGCUGCCGUUCUACACGCUCAUCAAAACUGCCGUCUUCCUCUACCUCGCCAUCAGCUCGACCGGCACGCCGUACAUGUACAACGCGUUCCUGGCCCCGCUGUUUGCCGAGCACGAACCCAUGAUCGACGAGUUCAUCGGUAGUAUUCGCGGACAGGCAGGCGCACAUGCUCGCGGCGGAGUUGGAUGGGUCUAUGAGCGCGUCCGCGCCAUGCUCGGCCAGGCAGACUACCUCAGCCAGGCGGGGCAGCAGCAGCUCGGCAUGAGGCCCGGCUCGUUCUCGGGCGGCCCCUCUGGACCAUCUACUAUGCCCCAGCCGCCGACGCUCGCUGAUCCGGCCAGCGCCGGAAUGCAGCAUGCCGCGGGUAUGAUCCAGGGCCUCGCGAGCCGAUACCUCCCUUCUGCACUUGCUGCUGUAUCCGCCGCGGCUGGUGGCGCGCAGGCAACGGCUGCUAGAGGGUUCGACGUGCCCCCGCCCCCUGUGCCGCCCAAGUUUGACGUCCAUGAGGCUUCGCCACCUGUUCCCCAGCCUCCAUCGCAGCUCGCGGGGUCGCGCGCGUUCCAGUACGCUUCCGAGGACGUGUACGGCUCGACCCGGGUCCAGGGUGGGGGCGCGCGUGCGCGGACCCUCGACGCGUCACGCACGUCGUCGGACGGUUCGCUUAGCGGGGCGUCCAACCUCGGCGCGUCGUUCACCGAGAUUAGGCGCGAGGAUGUCGUCGGCGCUGACAUCCGUUUGGAUGCCAACAGGCGCACGUCGAGCUCGUCGUGGGUGCCCUGGGGUGGACAAGCCACACCCAAGCCGACCGACAAGACACAGUGA